AGCGGGAGGGAGGGCGCCAUGAUGGGGGGGGCCGGGAGCCCCGGGCCGGGAGGGGGCACCGAGAGGGGCCCGGGGGGGCUGAGGGGGGCUCGGAGGGGCUGAGGGGGCCCGGGGGGAGCCGCGGGGAGCAGAAGCGGGCGGGGGGCGAGGCCCCGGCGCUGCAGCCCCGCCGCGCGCCCCCUCAGGGCCGGCGCCAAGAUGGCGGAGGAGGGCGGCGAGGAGAAGAAGCAGGUGGCCAAGUUCGAGCUGGAGCGCGAGACCGAGCUGCGCUUCGAGGUGGAGGCGUCGCAGACGGUGCAGAUGGAGCUGCUGAGCGGCAUGGCCGAGGUGUUCGGCACCGAGCUGACCCGCAACAAGAAGUUCACCUUCGACGCCGGCGCCAAGGUGGCCGUCUUCACCUGGCACGGCUGCAGCGUGCAGCUCAGCGGGCGCACCGAGGUGGCCUACGUGUCCAAGGACACCCCCAUGCUGCUCUACCUCAACACGCACACGGCCCUGGAGCAGAUGCGCCGGCAGGCGGAGCGCGAGGACGAGCGGGGGCCCCGCGUCAUGGUGGUGGGCCCCACCGACGUGGGCAAGUCCACCGUGUGCCGCCUGCUGCUCAACUACGCCGUGCGCCUGGGCCGCCGGCCCACCUUCGUGGAGCUGGACGUGGGCCAGGGCUCCGUCUCCAUCCCCGGCACCAUGGGCGCCCUCUACAUCGAGCGGCCGGCGGACGUGGAGGAGGGGUUUUCGCUCCAGGCCCCGCUGGUCUACCACUUCGGCUCCACCACGCCAGGCACCAACAUCAAGCUCUACAACAAGAUCACGUCCCGUCUGGCCGACGUCUUCAACCAGCGCUGCGAGGUGAACCGGCGCGCCUCGGUGAGCGGCUGCGUCAUCAACACGUGCGGCUGGGUGAAGGGCUCGGGCUACCAGGCACUGGUGCACGCCGCUUCCGCCUUCGAGGUGGACGUGGUGGUGGUGCUGGACCAGGAGCGCCUCUACAACGAGCUCAAGAGGGACCUGCCCCACUUCGUGCGCACCGUGCUGCUCCCCAAAUCCGGCGGGGUGGUGGAGCGCUCCAAGGACUUCCGCCGCGAGUGCCGGGACGACCGCAUCCGCGAGUACUUCUACGGCUUCCGGGGCUGCUUCUACCCGCACGCCUUCGACGUCAAGUUCUCCGACGUCAAGAUCUACAAGGUGGGGGCGCCCACCAUCCCGGACUCCUGCCUGCCGCUGGGGAUGUCGCAGGAGGACAACCAGCUGAAGCUGGUGCCGGUGACGCCGGGCCGGGACAUGGUGCACCACCUGCUGAGCGUCAGCAUGGCCGACAGCGCCGACGACAACAUCUCGGAGACCAGCGUGGCCGGCUUCAUCGUGGUCACCGGCGUCGACCUGGAGCGCCAGGUCUUCACCGUGCUGUCCCCCGCGCCUCGCCCCCUGCCCAAGAACUUCCUCCUCAUCAUGGACAUCCGCUUCAUGGACCUCAAGUAGCGCCCCCGCCCCCCCGUUCUCGCAGCCCCCUUUUUGUACCUCGUUCUUAUUAAAGCCCUGCCUCGGGCUCCUGCCUCCUGCU
Molecule: messenger RNA, 1558 nt
Organism: Anas platyrhynchos (mallard)
Lineage: Eukaryota; Metazoa; Chordata; Aves; Anseriformes; Anatidae
Gene: CLP1
Product: cleavage factor polyribonucleotide kinase subunit 1
Biological process (GO): mRNA 3'-end processing; tRNA splicing, via endonucleolytic cleavage and ligation
Cellular component (GO): nucleus; mRNA cleavage factor complex
Molecular function (GO): polynucleotide 5'-hydroxyl-kinase activity
Source: RefSeq, a predicted model, not a curated record